Molecule: messenger RNA, 7669 nt
Organism: Bubalus bubalis (water buffalo)
Lineage: Eukaryota; Metazoa; Chordata; Mammalia; Artiodactyla; Bovidae
Gene: TMF1
Product: TATA element modulatory factor 1
Exons: 17
Coding region: 1712-4990 (1092 amino acids)
Cellular component (GO): Golgi apparatus; endoplasmic reticulum
Source: RefSeq, a predicted model, not a curated record
CAUGUUCUUUGUUUUUGAUUUUUCUGGCAGUUUUCUGUUAAAUGCUUUGUGAUUAUGUGUCACUGGGUUAGAUUUUCAUUUAUUUUUAUUCUUUCUAGUUCUAUAUUGACAGGUAAUUUGUUUCAUUAUAAAAACAUGGUAUAAAUUCAUACGAUUUCCUUAAAAAGUUACACAUUGAGUUUACAGGUGCUAUAUACAGAUUGAGCUUACAGGUGCUAUAUACAGGUACAACGGUAAUUCUUGUGUAAGUAGCCUUGUGAGAAUGUGAUAUUAUCUUCAUCUGAGAGCUGAAUAGAUUUAGAAAUUUAGGUCAUUUACCUCAAACUACACAGUUAGAAGUCUUGGAAGGGUUUCCAAGUCUAACCUGACACUUCCUCAGGCUAGUUAGCUAAAGUUGUUUGAAGUUACAUUGAGUUAUUUAGUACUACUUUGUACAUUACUGAAUUGUAAAGGUUUCAUUAUGCACAUUUUUACAGAAGUUAGAUAAAAUUAUGAGAAGAUCAUAAUUUCUCACAGGCAGAGUUUAAAUCUGGCUAAAAAAUAAAUAAAUAAAAAUAAUUCAUUUAUGACAUGGUUCCUUGCAGUGGGGUAAAAUACUCAUUAGGCAAAAACAGGUGAGAGUGGGAGUGUAAUUAGAAUAGUGGGGACUGUGACAUCCUGGAGUGAAAAUUGUCAAAAGGGGCACCUGCUCCAGCUGACUGUUGCAUGUUGGUGUACAUAUUUUUCAAAAUCAGCUGGAAGUCUGGGUUUUUGUAUGAAAUCUUUUAAAUGUUGAUAGAAUUUUAACAUGGUGGCCAAACCAAACAGCUGCUGACUAGAUUAGGAAGGCCACCAAUUUGAUUUGUUUGAUGAGCACAUGCAAAAAAGGUGUGUUUUAAAUAAUAUGCACGGUAUAGAGUACUAGUCUUAAUGCUAGUUUGUUUCAACUGUAGCUGAGAGUCGACCUGUAUUGUGAGGAGAUUGUGUCUUGUUCUAAUUCCUCCUUGUGGAAAAUGGCUUUUUAUUUUCUCGAUCAGGUGGGCCGAGUAAGGUCUUUUAUACGAUGAGCAGUAUUUUUAGACAAACCCAAACCCAAAGUUCCUCUUUGAGGCCGAGUUAACACAACUGAUUAAAUAUUUGAGAGAAGGCUUUAUGAAAGAAAUGCCAUAGCCAACUUCCCUAUUUUUAAUGGCAAUGCGCUAGUCUUAGUACGAGAGCUGUUUUACAGGAAGGAACCCACUUGAAAAAACCUGCCUAUUCCUCCCUAAGGCAUCAGGCUCUGCUGGUUUAGCCACAGAGUUUAUCCCGGGGCGAAGAAUUUUCGCUGUACGCCUGGAACCAGUUUCAAUACGAAGCGUUCCGCGUUCCUCUUUCCUCGGUAACUAUAGGCGAGCCUGCGUUCCCGGAAGUGACGUCAACAUUCUUCAGUUCUUCCGUCUAUCGGCGGAACUCUGGGCUCCUGGAGUUGCCGGUUGUGUACGUGGAAGCAGCCAGCGCCUGCGCAGUUGAACCUGUCGUCUCAGCUGUGUGGGAAGCGCCGAGGGUAACAUCUCGGGCUCGGGGGAGAUCUUCGGGGUCAUGGUUUCCCACUGACAGGGCCCGCCGAGUGGAGAAGCAGGCGAGGCUCUCCGUGCACCCUCCCCCGGGCCCCCGACCGUCGGCCUUUCCCUUGGCCUUCCCGCUCGGUGCUGCCGCUGCCGCCGCCGCCAACACCGGCGGUUGAGGAGGGGCGAUGAGCUGGUUCAACGCCUCCCAGCUUUCCAGCUUCGCCAAGCAGGCCCUAUCUCAGGCCCAGAAGUCCAUCGACAGGGUCCUGGACAUCCAGGAAGAGGAGCCGAGCGCUUGGGCCGAGACCAUUCCGUACGGAGAGCCAGGAAUAAAUCCCCCUGUCAGUGGAGGAUGGGAUACUUCGACCUGGGGGUUAAAAUCCAACACUGAACCUCAGAGUCAGCCAGUAGUCUCUCCUAAAGCAAUUACAAAGCCAGUUCGGAGAACUGUGGUAGAUGAAUCUGAAAAUUUCUUCAGUGCCUUUCUCCCUCCAGCUGAUGUCCAGACCAUUCAGAAGAGUCCAGUGGUAUCAAAACCACCAGCUAAAUCACAGCGACCAGAAGAAGAAGUGAAAAGCACCUUACAGGAGUCCUUGCACACUGGACAGUCAAGAACAACUGAAGCCACUGAGUCAAAAGUAAAGGACUCUCCUCCAUGUAUAUCCAAGGAAACUCCGGCAGUCAAUACUCUGUCACCUAAAACUGAGGAUAAGCAGGAAGAAACUGUUACUAAAGAAUCUGAUAUGAAGGUGCCAACAGUGCAUUUGAAAGUAUCUGAAAGUGUUGUGAAUGAGAAAACAACUAGGGAAAAUGUAUCUAAUAUGUCUACACAGCCUCUCACAGCAGAAACCAAGGACAUGGCUUUGGAACCUAAGGAACAAAAACAUGAAGACCGACAGAGCAAUACACCUUCUCCUCCUGUUAGUACCUUCUCGUCAGGUACUUCUACCACUAGUGAUAUUGAAGUUUUAGAUCACGAAAGUGUAAUAAGUGAGAGCUCAGCAAGUUCUAGACAAGAGAAUACAGAUUCAAAAUCAAGCCUGCACUUGAUGCAGACAUCCUUUCAGCUUCUCUCAGCAUCUGCUUGUCCUGAAUAUAAUCGUUUAGAUGAUUUCCAAAAACUCACUGAGAGUUGCUGCUCAUCUGAUGCUUUUGAAAGAAUAGACUCAUUUAGUGUACAGUCAUUAGAUAGCCGUAGUGUCAGCGAAAUCAAUUCAGAUGAUGAACUGUCAGGCAAGGGAUAUGCUCUAGUACCUAUUAUACUUAAUUCUUCAACUCCAAAGACCAAAACAAUUGAAUCUGUUGAAGGAAAACCUGAAGAAGCAAAUGAAACAUUAAUUAUGCCCAAUGAGGAAACAGAAAUGGAAGAAAGUGGACGAAGUGCAACUCCUGUUAACUGCGAACAGCCUGAUAUCUUGGUUUCUUCCGCAUCAGUAAAUGAAGGACAUGCUGUCUUGGCUGAGGAGGCUGAGCAGCCUGAAGCUUCAAGUCAGCCAGAGGCACCUUCUGAGAAGGAAGAUGUCUGCAAGACAGUUGAAUUUCUGAAUGAGAAACUGGAUAAAAGGGAAGCUCAGUUAUUAUCUCUUAGUAAAGAAAAAGCACUUCUAGAAGAAGCUUAUGAUAAUCUGAAAGAUGAAAUGAUCAGAGUGAAAGAAGAGAGCAGCAGCAUUUCUUCCUUGAAAGAUGAGUUUACUCAAAGAAUUGCAGAAGCGGAAAAGAAAGUUCAGCUAGCCUGCAAGGAGAGAGAUGCUGCUAAAAAGGAAAUCAAAAGUAUAAAAGAAGAACUUGCUACUAGAUUAAAUAGUAGUGAAACGGCAGACCUUUUGAAAGAGAAAGAUGAGCAGAUCCGAGGGUUAAUGGAAGAAGGAGAGAAACUUUCAAAACAGCAGCUGCAUAAUUCUAACAUCAUUAAGAAAUUAAGAACUAAAGACAAAGAAAAUGAAAAUAUUAUUGCAAAGCUGAACAAAAAAGUUCAAGAGCUAGAAGAAGAGUUACAACAUUUAAAACAGGUCCUUGAUGGCAAAGAAGAAGUUGAGAAACAACAUAGAGAAAAUAUUAAGAAACUAAAUUCUGUGGUAGAACGCCAAGAGAAGGACCUUGGCCGACUUCACAUAGACAUUAAUGAACUUGAAGAAAAGAACCGAAGUAUUCAGGCUGCUCUUGAUAGUGCAUACAAAGAACUUACUGAUCUCCACAAAGCCAAUGCUGCAAAGGAUAGUGAGGCCCAGGAAGCUGCUCUGAGUCGUGAAAUGAGAGCUAAAGAAGAACUUUCUGCAGCACUGGAGAAGGCCCAAGAAGAAGCCCGUCAGCAGCAGGAAACAUUAGCAAUUCAAGUGGGGGACCUUAGGCUGGCACUGCAACGUGCAGAGCAAACAGCUGCCAGAAAAGAGGAUUAUUUACGCCAUGAGAUCAGUGAACUCCAGCAGAGACUCCAGGAAGCAGAGAAUCGAAACCAAGAACUGAGUCAAAGUGUUUCAUCAACAACAAGACCAUUGCUUCGACAGAUAGAAAAUUUGCAAGCAACUCUAGGGUCCCAGACGUCAUCAUGGGAGAAGUUAGAGAAGAAUCUUUCUGAUAGACUUGGUGAAUCCCAGACCUUGUUGGCAGCAGCAGUUGAGAGAGAACGUGCGGCCACAGAAGAACUUCUUGCUAACAAAAUUCAAAUGUCUUCCAUGGAGUCACAGAAUUCUCUCUUAAGACAAGAAAAUAGUAGAUUUCAGGCUCAGCUAGAAUCAGAGAAAAAUAGGCUAAGAAAACUAGAGGAUGAAAAUAAUAGGUACCAGGUUGAAUUAGAAAACCUAAAGGAUGAAUAUGUAAGAACACUUGAAGAGACAAGGAAAGAAAAGACACUGUUGAAUAGUCAGUUAGAAAUGGAGAAAAUGAAAGUUGAACAAGAGAGGAAGAAAGCAAUUUUCACUCAAGAAGCAGUAAAAGAAAAGGAGCGGAAACCGUUUUCUGUUUCUAGCACUCCUACAAUAUCACGUUCAAGUUCAAUAAGUGGAGUUGAUAUGGCAGGCCUACAGACAUCUUUUCUGUCUCAGGAUGAGCCUCAUGAUCACUCAUUUGGACCAAUGUCUGUGUCAGCAAAUGGAAGCAAUCUUUAUGAUGCUGUAAGGAUGGGAGCGGGAUCAAGCAUUAUUGAAAAUCUACAGUCUCAGCUGAAGCUAAGGGAAGGAGAAAUUUCUCAUUUACAGCUAGAAAUUGGCAAUCUAGAAAAAACACGCUCCAUAAUGGCUGAAGAGCUAGUUAAAUUAACAAAUCAAAAUGAUGAACUUGAAGAGAAAGUGAAGGAGAUACCCAAACUUCGAAUGCAGCUAAGGGAUUUGGAUCAAAGAUACAACACUAUUCUGCAGAUGUAUGGAGAAAAAGCAGAAGAGGCAGAAGAACUUCGAUUAGAUCUUGAAGAUGUAAAAAAUAUGUAUAAGACUCAAAUAGAUGAACUUCUAAGACAAAGGCUCAGUUAACUUCUGCAAAUUACAUUCCCAUCAAACUGAAUGUAAACAUUUGAUAUCUACGUGCAGAUAUCCAAUAAAUUCUUUGAUAGAAUUAGAAGGUGGAAAUUACUGUAGUGUUAAAAAAUUGAAAAAAUUCUUUUAUAGUGUAUAGUAAUAUUUCCAGUUAAAUUAUUUUGUGCAAUAUUUGAACUUUAUUUUUAAAACUAUUCUUUAAAAGAUUUAUUUUUUAAAAGGUCUUUUUUUUUUUUGCCUUGAAUAGCACAGAGAUUUAUUACUUUAUCCUCAUAUCAGUAUGGUUAGAGAAGGAGAAUGGUUCAUAUGCUGUAUUGUAGAUAUAUAACUAAUUGUAUCUAUAAUUUGUAUGUUUUUGUAUAUAUUGAGAACAUUUAAAGAGUUAUAGUAAUGUUGACACUGAAAUCUUUCGCACUUAAAUCUUCAAUAUAUCUUAAUUGCAAUUCAUGAAAAUGGACAUUGUUUUCAAGUAAAAAAAUUACUAAAUCUGCAGUUAUUAAAGUUUUGAAAUAAUUUUUUUUCUUUAAAAAAAGUCUCUGAAGUUUAAAAGGUAAAUAAUUAAAACUUACAAAUUUUUGUGAUCUCAAGUUUUAUUUCAGUCAGAUUUCACAAUUAAGUCUGUACAAACUUUGGUACCUAUUUGGAGAAAGUUGUAGCUAUUCAAAGUUAUCUAGGCAUAAUUGAAUAGUGGAAAAAUCUACUUUAAAAGAUUUUGUGAUAACUUCAUUAACAUUUUAGUGGUUUUUGAAGAGGUAUUGUUUUACUACCCUAUAAAACGAAUCAAAAGAAAUAAAAUUACUAAUGUAAUUUUCUUUUUAAUUGUUCACAUUUUGUAAAGUCUUAUUUUUGGCACAUUAAAAGUAAAUGUUGACAUUCAUAAUAGUAUUCAUAACAAAAUAGAGAAUUAUAGGAGUUAAAUUUGACAUUUUGCAGUUUUCUGUAGUUUAUCAUUUAAUUUUUUUCUUGGACCUUUAAAAUCAAAAACUAAUAGCUGAAAAAAUAGCUAUUCCUUCUCAGCUGUGUUUUAGACUUGUGAAAUAUUUUGAUAGAUUUUAUUACUUAAAGUCAUUUAGAUGCCUUUACUUGAAAAUAAGAACUCUGACUUAGUUUUUAGUUACAUUUUAAACACUAGAACUUUAGAGUAUAGCUAGAAGUAAGCCAUGCUGAAGAUUGUGGAAUGCUUUUCAGGGCAAUUCAAGUGACCUCAUUUUUGUUCUUUUUGGAUUCAAGACAGUAUUUCUGUUAUUGGAUCUCUGAUUUGUAGCAUUAAUAAAUAUUCUUUCAGUGUGAGCCAAAUUCAUGAAAUUAAUUUUCUAUAUUUUAGCAGUAAAAAGCAGUAAAAUAGCUUUUCUUUUUUUUAAAUUAUUAUCAAUAUUCAGGGGUUGACAGAAUGACAAAAUUGAUAGCAAUAGGAAAUUUACAAAAUUAGAAAAUACGGGAAAUACAAGUUGCAAAAUUCUAUCAAGUUUUUGAAAUCAGAAGUUUAGGGAUUAUGAAAUUGUUCUUUUAUGGUAUCCAUUAAUGAAGAGGGAAAAAAACCUUCAGUGGAGAAAAGACUGAGAUAAAAUUGCUUUACUUUUUAAUUUAUAAUAUUAAACAUUCUCUUUUCUUAAUCCUUAUUAAUAAAAUCAAUUCAACUUAAAAUUUUAUGGUGUUUUUAGUUUAAUUUAAAAAUGAGAGCAGCUAUUUAAGUCUUUGACUGUAUAUUACCAUAUAUUGUUCUUUAUCCACCAAUUAAUAGCUGAUUUUCAUACUGAGUUUGUUUCAUAUAUGUUUAGAUUUUUAAAUACAUCUAUAAAUUGAGAAUGCGUACCAAUUGCUUUCUUGAAAAACUCCACUAAGUGGCAGAAUACCUAUUGGAUAUUGGUUGCUGUAUUUUGCUGUUUGUCAUUAAAAAUUAUCUAUCCAUAUUCUAGAAAAUAUUUGUAUUUUAAUAGAUAAGAAAAUAGUUUGCAGUCAGAUGUUUCCAUUCUUGAAAGAAAAUAGAUAAUACAAAUCAUAACAAUGUUAAGAAUAUUAAAAAAAAGAGUAAAAGGUAUGAACAUUGUCAUUUCCAUAAGACAAGUAAGCACAGAUUAUGGGCAUCCUUCUAACUCUUGGGAAGCUAAAUUGAGAGUGCCAUUUCUUUCUUUUUCUUUCCCUCUUUUUAGAGAACUUCCAAUUGUAUAGUGUGUAGCAUGUGGGGAUGCAUCAAAUCUUUGAUUUUUAAGAUAUUCUAAAUAUGGGAAAUUUCUGACCUAGGGAAACAUGUAGUUUAAGUAAGUAAAAAGAAAAGUUCAGGAAAAUUUUUCUCUUAUAAUCCUUCAUUUGGCACUUAUUAAUUGAAAAUUUUAUUUAAAUAAUUUAAAAGUAUGUGAUUUAUAAUAUAUAGAAAAUAGACACAAGAAAAAUAGAAAAUGACUAUGGAUACUUUAUCUUGUUUUACUAUUCUUUGUCUAGUAUGUGUACAUGUAUGUUCUAAUGUAUCUUAAUUUUUCAUUUUCAUUUGAGUCUAAUUUCCCUAAUUUUGUUCAGUUUUAAAAUAUAACAACUUUAACUUCAUAUUUUGUAAAGGGCUAAAAGUAUGAUUUAAAACUACUUGAUAUUAUAUUUUAAUUGAUACUAUAUUUUAAUUCUAAAUGAAAGAUGUAAAUAAUAAGCAUGAUUCUGAUUUGAAUAAAGAUUUUAAAGUAGUAA